This is a messenger RNA of Penicillium arizonense, 1143 nucleotides long. RefSeq names its product DNA-directed RNA polymerase I subunit RPA43. The coding region runs from base 1 to 1143 and encodes 380 amino acids. The record is from RefSeq and is a predicted model, not a curated record. The transcript has a single exon. Gene Ontology annotation, cellular component: RNA polymerase I complex. Gene Ontology annotation, biological process: DNA-templated transcription initiation. NCBI's taxonomy places the organism in Eukaryota, Fungi, Ascomycota, Eurotiomycetes, Eurotiales, Aspergillaceae.
AUGGCAGUAGACGCAAUGGAUAUCGACCCUCUGCCCGUGCGCACCGCCGAGGCAGAGCGCAAACGCAAGAGCAAGAAGGAAGCACCCGCAUCGCCCUCCAAAAAGCGCAAGCAACAACAACCACCCUCAGACCCCAGCUCCAGCUCUAGCUCCCCCUUCACCCUCACAACAGCGACGCUCUACCUGCCCCUGUCGCCAAUCUCCAUCUCGCCCACGCACGCGCUGGCCUCGCUGCUCGCCGAGCACCUCUCGCCGCUGCUCUUGACUUACUUUCCCCCGCUGAAGGGCGUCGUCAUGGCAUACUCCAAUGCGUCUAUUUCCAGCCGUCUGCCGUCCGAUUCUUCACGGCUCGCUUCCGAUCCUAAUCCCCAGCCAUUGACCCUCGCUACUACCGCGGACGAGUACGGCGUGCUCUACGUGUACUUGACUGCUACCUUCCUGGUCUUCCGUCCGAAGCGGGGGCAGAUUCUGGAUGGGUGGGUGAAUGUGCAGUCGGAGGGAUUCCUCGGUGCUGUUGUUUUCAACUUGUUCUCUGUGGGUAUUGAGCGCAAGCGCUUGCCCUCGAAUUGGAAGUGGGUACCUCCCGGCGAGGAGGCUGAGACUCCGGCUACGACUGAUGAGGAUUCGAGUUCUGAUCAGGGGAUGGCUGGGUUCGAUGCUGAGAAGGAGAUGUUCCAGCCUGCUUCGUUGGCUGCGGAGGAGAUUCCUCUUGAUGGCGAGGACGAGGACGAGUCUGCUCAUUCGGGAUACUUCCAGUCUGUUUCUGGGCAUCGGGUGCGUGGCUCGGUUCGUUUCCGUGUUGUGGAUGUGGAUAUUAUUCCUGGCUCUGAGCGGGACCGUGGGUUCCUCAGUAUUGAGGGUACGAUGUUGUCUCAUGAGGAGGAGGAUCAGCUCAUCGAGUCUGAGCGCCAGGGUCAAUCACUGCCGCCUUCUUUCUUCUCAUCACCUACCAAGGUGACCCGCACUAUUUCCGUUAUGAAUGUACCGGCGGCGGAGGUUGAGGAGCUUUCGGUUGUGGAUGUGCACCCAGACCCAAGCCCUAAGAAGGAGAAGAAGGAGAGAAAGGAAAAGAAAGAGAAAAAGGAAAAGUCCGAGAAGAAAGAAAAGAAGGAAAAGAAGUCCAAGUCGAAGAAGACAGACUAA